AGAGGGGAAUGUGAACGUCUUCAGGCCUGGGUUUUAGAGGGGCUCCCAUUCCUGUCCCUGUCUCUUGGCUCACCUCCCCGAUCCUGUUUUUAUUUUUUUCUGAUCUCCCUCUUUUUUUCCCUUUGCCCCUUUUCCGAGGCUGGGUUGGACUCAAGUAAGGGAAGGGUUAACCAUGCCUCCCGCCUCCACUGUUCAAGGGGCCAGGGCAGGCCAUAGUGAAGGCACCCAGGGCAGCUGAAUGAAGGCAGGCAGGUUUCUGGAAGUGCCUUCUCGCUCCUGUCUGCUUUCCUAUCCUGAGAACAUUCUGUUGCUCUUUCCAAGCUGGUAGCCACAGUGGGGGCUGCGGCCUGUGGGCCCCACGGAAAUGUUCAGUGCUUGGGAUCGCCGGGACCGGCCCCCUGAGGAGGGGACAGCUGCAGGGCUCCAAGGCUUCGCUGUGGACAAGACCUUCCUCUCUUCCCUCAAAGGCAUCCUGCUGGAAACAGAGCUGGCCCUGACCUUCAUCAUCUUCAUCUGCUUCACGGCCUCCAUUUCUGCCUACAUGGCCGCGGCACUACUGGAGUUCUUCAUCACACUUGCCUUCCUCUUCCUCUAUGCCACCCAGUACUACCAGCGCUUCGAUCGGCUAAACUGGCCCUGCCUGGACUUCCUCCGCUGUAUCAGUGCCAUCAUCAUCUUCCUGGUGGUCUCUUUUGCUGCUGUGACCUCCCGGGAGGGAGCUGCCAUUGCUGCUUUUGUGUUUGGCAUCAUCCUGGUUUUUGUCUUUGCCUAUGAUGCCUUCAAGAUAUACCAGACUGAAAUGGCACCCAGGGCCACCCAGGGGGACCAGCAGUGACUCUGAAACCAGUCAGACACAGGGGACUGCAGAACCUAAACUCAGCCCUUUGUAUUCACGGACUGCCUGGACACGGUCCCCCAUGCCAUGCCUGAGAAGUCCCUGAGGAUGUAUCUGUGGAGCCUGCUGCUUUGGGGUCUGGCCUCUGAUGCAGUUCUGACCAGAGAAAAGGGGAGGAGGGAGGUGGAAAGAGAGGGGAGGGAGGUGGGAGGAGGGGCUCCAAGUCAUUCCCAUAUUAAAAGAUUCAAAUCCUGCCUUUGGGUCUUCUUCUCCCUUCAGACACUGGAGAGCAGGAAUGUAAGCACUGAUGCAAAUUCUGCCUGGAGUAGGUCACGGACCCCUCUGGGACCAGGUCUGAGCAGUGAGGCAGUGAUGGCUGGCCAGAGAGCUGAAGACACCCUGUAAGGCUGAACUUCUACAGCACAGCCUGAGGCCUCUGAGGAGGUAGAAAUUCUCAAAAUACUGUAUACAGCCCCACUGCGUGAUAUGCACUGCACCAUGCCCCCUGGGCCUGAAAAGGCACAGCUUUCUGAUGUCCAGAAGUGUGCACCCCUGCCCCUCACCUGAGCACACCUGUUAGUGGGCACAAACUGAGGUGCUUGUCUGGGGCAGGUGCAGAGCUCCUCCUGGUGGUGUAGGGAGGACUUGCCUGGGAUGUGGCAGCGGAGAGGGCAGUUGCACGAGGGAGAAAUUCCCCCAAAAGUUGUUGCUGUAAAGGCCCUUAGAAAUCAGUUGGUUCAGUGCCUUCAUUCUACAUAAGAGACAACUGGGGCUCAGUUAGGGCAAGUGUCUUCCUUAUUUGUGACACAGCUAGGAGUAUAAUCCCAAUCCCCUGUUAGCUCAACAGCUGGCCUGGAUACCGUGCUAAGUCCCAUUGUUGCUCAGAAUAUAAUGGCCCAGCCUUAUCUACAGCUCCUUCUUCCAGCUGCCCAGUUUCCCAGGCUGAAGCUGCUCAGCACACAUUUCCUGAGCAUCUCUGUGUGCUGAGCAGCUUGUUACCUGCAGACCCUGUGCUAGCCCUAGGGAUUCAGAGGUGACUGGCAGACCUGCCCCUGAGCCAUCAUGGGUUGAGAGAGAGACCAGCCAGUAAAAGGCUCCACAUGAUAAAAGUUGGGGGGAAGCUUUGUUCUGAGGGAAUUUGAAGCAGCUUUUGCCAGCCCUGCCUGGUCUGUGACAGUCCAGAACAGUCAGGACUUCUUGCCAACCCUGAGGAGUUCAGCAUGGCCCAGCUCAGUGGCUCUAUCCAAACUGAGCUGCUGUUCCCUCUCCAAGGCUUGUUGCUUCCCUCAAGCAUCAUCAUCCUUCCUUUGGGGUGUUCCUUCCAGUUGCAGGAUCUUGCCCCCAAACCUUGCCUGGAACCUGGAUCUUGAAGUCUGUGGUGGAGCUCUGCUCCUUUGGUGGUGACAGCUCGUCUCUUGGACUUCUGCCUCCCAUUUCCUGUUCUCAUAUUCUUGUGUCCAGGCUUCUCAUCAGAUCAGGCAGUUUCUCCUGGCAGGCUCUCCAGGGCCAGAAUCAACUGGAUUUCAUGUUUCUCUCAACUCUGCUCAUAGUUCCCAGGUUUGAUGCAUGGUUCAUUCUUACUUGGAGAGCAGGACAGUAUGGGCACUACUCAGAGGAGGGACAGAAGAGGUAGGUUCAUCGAGGGGAUCUGGGGAGAGAGGGUCCAGGCAAAGGGAGAGCAAGUGGUCUGAAGAGCUUUGCCAAAAAGAGCUUUGCUUGUAGUAGAUGAUCAGGACCAGCUCAGUCCCAAGCAGCUACGUGGCUGGUCCUCAGAGGUGCCCAGAGACACCAAGUUUAGGCCACACUGUAUAUGGAUUUUGGUUGAGCACCAGCUGACCUGUGCAGGGUGCUUUCCUGUAGAGCUGGGGUCAGACUCUGGGAUGACAGAGGGGAGCUCCCUGAGGGUUACUUCCAAGGGGCUGACUAGAUGGGACUUUCCCCCCAUCUUUUCUUUCUUUCUUUUUUUUAAAUUUUUAAUCGGUACCAGGGAUCGAACUCACAACUGUGUGCUUGCAAGGCAGGUGCUUAUGCCACUGAGCUAAAUCCCCAGCCCCUCCCCACAUCUUUUCUCUGCACCUUCAUCCCCACCAGCUCUGAACCUCUCCAGGCAUCCGUGGAAAGAUCUUUUAGGAAAGGAUUGUGUUCUAGGACAAUUUUAACCCCUGUGGCCCCAGAGGUAUGGGAAGUAAAGGGUAGUUUCAGUUUUGGCACCAAAGUUCUGAUUCCCAGUGUCUGUAACUAGCUCAUCCUGUUUCUGCCUCUGUUUCCUCCACUUUGGAAACAUCUCUUCCCCUUGCCCUGUGUGGCUGAUGGAACAGAUCUGAGGCUUGUGCUGUCAGGCAGGGCACCUCGUCUAGGCUUGGCUUCCUCUGCUGCAAUGUGGGGUACUUUGGUUCCCACAGUUGAUAUAGAGACUGGAGCUACCCUCCUCUAGAUCAUCAACCCAUCCUAGAGCUCUACGGGCUCUAGGAUGAAGACCAAUGGAAAGGACAAAGGACACAGGCAGGGUCAGGCACUCAGGUUUAUUGUGGGUUAGGCACAGCAAGGUUCCGCAGACACUGUCACUCCUCGUCAUGCAUUUUUUGCUGGGAGAGGAAUAAGAAGUAUGAGAGUUGGCAAGAAGAAUCCCUAGGGCUUUCAAGUCCUAAGUUUAGGAGAGGCCUUAGAAAGGAAGACAUUAGCUUCGGAGAUCUCGGGGUCCCAUGUUAGGGGUGUUCUGGCCCUGACCACUCACUCCUCACCCCCUUUCCCGUUUCCUGCCCCUGGCUUGGCACCUUUGUCAAGGUGUUAGCUUAGGGGACAGGGAUGGCCUUUAUGCAGAGGUUCCAGUCUGAGGGGGGCUCUUGUGAGCAGGAGGGUGGGUGGAGUCCCAGAUUGAGUGCUGUGGGACUUCAGGGCUGUCCAAGUAUAGUGUGAACGGUAGCUACUCUGAGGGACACGUGUCAGAGGGUAUGUUGACGUGCGGUGACUACUGGAGCCCAAGGGAGGCACCCACCUUGGCACCAAUGUCACGGCUCUUGGCCCUCAGCUUGUUGACUUGGGACUCAGCGAUGUCUGCCCGCUCCUCCGCCUCAUCCAGCUCAUGCUGCACCUUGCGGAACUUGGACAGGUUGGUGUUGGCCUGCUCCUCCUGCGGGCAGAGGGAGGAGGAGGUGAGAGGGGGUCUGCCCCUUAGCCUCAAGCCCGGAGCGCUGGCUCCCUUGGGCCCUUCCUACAGGCUUUGACCUCGGCAGGGUCACUCACCGCCUCCUCAGCCUGGCGCUUGUAGGCCUUGACCUUCAGCUGCAGCUUGUCUACCAGGUCCUGCAGCCGCAGCAGGUUCUUCUUAUCCUCCUCCGUCUGGGGCGGGGCGGGGGGGGGAGGGGAGUGCAUGAGACAAGGUGGUUUUGGGGGAGGAGCCAGAGAAACUGCCUUCCCCUCCCCCUCCAUGCCACGUCUCCUCAGGCCUCAGUUGCCCUCCUUCCAAUGGCUCAGGCCAAGGAGUGGUGAGCAAGAUUCCAUCUCUGAUGUCACUUGUAGGUGAAAUGGGGCAAGGCAGGCUUCUUUGUCGGGAAUUCACUAAGCAGUGAGAUCCUAAAGCUGGAAGUGGAGAGAGGAUCUCAGAACUAAAGAUUCCCUACUUUUCAGGUCUGUUCUGGCCUCAAGAGUUGUGGAUAGAGCUCCCUCCUGGUACAAUAUGAGGUACCAGAAGAGUCAUAGCGAGGAAGACAAAAAGAAGGGAUUAUCAUUGCUCAGAUUAUUCCAAUCUGUCAUAGCCCAGUACUCUAACUCACUGUACUGGGCCUGAGUCCAAGAACCAGGAUCCCUGGCUUUCAUGUCACUUGAUCACCAGAAUCUUCAUAUUGCUCUGUGCUCUACUUGUGUUCAUGCCAAGUUUUGGUUCUGUAUUUGUCAUCUCUGUCCUGUGCCUCUGGUGUCCACCUGUCAAGUGGAUGACACUUUUAUCUCCUCAGUUUUUCCUUCCCAUGACACUGUGAAGGGCAAGGCAGGCCUUUGACUUGGGAGAUGGAGGUCACGGACUAUCCUGAGAUCUUUUGUAGGCCUUGUCUUACUUGUCUCAGAACUUCCUUGGGAGAUCACCAUGACUUUUCCCACCAGCUGAUCUGGUUCCUAAACCACAUGUCCUCCCUUCCUGUCGGGUUGGUAGAAGGUGGAAACAUUCUUUGGACUACUUUAAAGCCUUCACAGUAGUACUUUGGUGAGUAUUACCAAUUUGAGGAAAUGCUGGGAAAUGAGAUUUCAGGAAGUAGAAUUAGAUUCUUCUGUGCUACAAAAAUCUAUGGACUUAAGCUGAAGGGACCCCAGAGAACGUGAAAGGGAAUUAAUCUUUGUACAGCAUCUCAAAGACAGGAGGGCUGCCUGGCAUUUCUGGAAGGUGGCUCAGCAGGGUAUCCCUUCAUGUGUUGGGAGGUACAGCUGGAGAGGUUGGGUACAUCUAUUCCCCAUCGCCCCCGCACCUGGUAGGUGAGCUCCUUUAUGCGACGCUCACUCUUCCUCAUGCCCUUGACUGAUUCCGCGUUGCGCUUCUGCUCAGCCUCCAGCUCGUUCUCCAGCUCCCGCACACGGGCCUCCAGCUUCUGCAGCUGCUUCUUGCCACCCUUGAGGGCGAUCUGCUCGGCCUCAUCCAGCCGGUGCUGCAGGUCCUUGAUGGUCUGCUCCAUGUUCUUCUUCAUGCGCUCCAGGUGGGCGCUCGUGUCCUGCUCCUUCUUCAGCUCCUCCGCCAUCAUGGCGGCCUGUUCACAGGAAACAUUAUAAAGGUCUUGAGUCUGGGCCCUGGGCUGCUUCUCUCUCAAGGACCUCUGCUCUCCAAUCUCUGGUGUUUUCUCCCCAGGCUCUCAAACCCACAGAACUACAGGGUCAGGUUAUCAUAAGAUCACAGUGGCCUGGCUCCGAGCAGGGCUACAUUUGAGUUUUUGGGGAAGGGAAGGCAGGAAGGUGGGCCUCACAUCCGUGAUGGCCUUCUUGGCCUUCUCCUCAGCGUUCCUGCACUCCUGCACUGCCUCUUCCACUUCAUUCUGGAGCUGGGUUAGGUCUGAUUCCAUCUUCUUCUUCUGGUUGAUGAGACUGGUGUUCUAGAUACGAAUAGAGAAAUCUAUCAAAUAUAUACUUUUACUUGAUUCAGUAUCUUUUUCUUUUCUUUUUUUAAACCCGUACCAGGGAUUGAACUCAUGACUGCCUGCUCACAAGGCAGGUGCUUAUGCCACUGAGCUAAAUCCCCAGCCCCUUCAGCAUCUUUUUCUAGAGAGGAUUAAAAGUGGCCAUUUAAAAAAGCCAAAGCUUUUUGCCUAUUCUCUUUUGUACCAGCUCUCCCUUUUCCUGUGAAGAUGGAUCUGUUCUAGACAUUAUAUGUAAAAUCUUACAGCUCUGGAGAAAAACCUCAAAUGGUAAAAGGUUUACAGUUCUAUCUUUGAGCAUUUUAGUAAAAAUGUUUACAUGAAAAUAUUCUAAAAAGAUAGAAAUAAUUUUUUUAACCAGGACAAUAUUCUGGAAAUGAUUAUAGCUAUAGACAGUGGUAAGCUAACAGGGUAUGAGUCAGUGGGUAGAGUUGUUUAGACACAUCUAAAUGAGGGAACCAGCUCCACAGAGGACUGCAGUCGAUGGGCACCAACAUUCACUGCAGAUCAUAACUGGAAACGGAGGAGGGCAGAAACGGUAUUCCCCCAGAGUUCAGCUGCAAGUGGAUACGGUUCUGUUUCUUUUAUCUCAUAAACUCCUGUCUUUAUAGAACAAGUCAGAAGACUGUGUUCUAGAUCAAAGCUACUGAAUAACGACUUUCUUCUAUUCCCAGAUCUGUGACUUUAGUAGCUAUCACCAGUCACACACGACAGCUCCCCACGAUCGCAGUUCUAGUAGCCAGUACUAACAGAUGAGGGCUGGCCCAAGAGAAGGAACAAUUUGUGAUCCUGGGUGGACACACUCAUUCAGAACAUCUGGUUUCCAUAGCUGUCCUGGCUCUGACGCUCAGCAGGUUCUCACAUGGUAGCUCCUGGCCCCCUCACCUGGGAGUGCAGCAGCUGCACCCGCUCACUGGUCUCGAUCAGCUCCUGCUCAGCCAGCUUUCGAGACCUCUCUGUCUGCUCCACCACAGCACGCAGCUCCUCCAGCUCAGCCUGCAGCAGAGUGUUGCGCCGCUCUACGAUGGCGAUGUUCUCCUUCAGGUCAUCAUUGGCCCGGACUGCGUCAUCCAGCUGGAUCUGGGUGUCCUGUGGAGAAUACAUGAUGAGAGAGGCCAGAACCUUGUACUCCUAGGAUCCCCAGUGGGGUCUGACAUGUCCUACAUCCAUCAACCUCCUGUCACCCAGAGGAAGAAGGGGCACAUCCCUCAUGUCUCUAGUCAGGGCACAAUGUCAAGGUUUCAAAUUCUUUCAAAUUCAGGACUUAUGCAGCUUCUCACAUUUGUUAGCCCAAGACUCUUCUGGUCUUUACCAUUUCCCUGGGGCACCUGUAAACUCUGAGUCACCUCCCUCCCUUUCUGAGAGCCUCAGCUUCUUCCUCCAUCUGCUGAUUACUUUGAGAUGUGCUUGGGCAAUCUUCAGGUGCUUCUGGGCUUCCGAUGCUGUCCUGUUGGCUUGGCUGAGCUGGAUCUCCAUCUCAUUGAGGUCGCCCUCCAUCUUCUUCUUCACCCGCAGCGCCUCAUUGCGGCUGCGCGUCUCUGCAUCCAGCGAGGUCUGCAGCGAGUCCACCACCCGCAGGUGGUUGCGUUUGGCCUGCUCCAUCUCCUCGUCCUUCUCUGCCAGCUUCCGCUCGAUCUCUGCCUUAAUCUGGUUGAACUCCAGCUGGGCGCGGAGGAUCUUGCCCUCCUCGUGCUCCAGGGAGGCCUGGGGGUGGGGUGGAGUGGAGGAAGAGUCAGGGCCAGGGCUUUGAGGGAGACAGAGGCCAAGAGGCUGCAGGCAUCAGCCAAGGCUGAGGUCUGGAGAAGAGCUAGGAAGAGAUGGGAGGCUGGCCCUGCACCCCGGGGUGCCAUGGGGGGAGGGAGUGCUACACUGUCUGAGCUUUCUGACUCCUGAGGCUGCCUCUGUGAAAGAGUUUGACUUCAUUACCAGAUAGAUACUUUUUUUUUUUUUUUUUGCCUUUUUCCUUUUUUAUCGGUACCGGGGAUCGAACUCACGACUGCCUGCUUGCAAGGCAGGUGCUUAUGCCGCUGAGCUAAAUCCCCAGCCCCUCCAGAUAGAUACUUGGUAGGAAUGUGGUAGAAAUUCCUAACCCACCUAAAAGAAUCAGAGAAAAGGGAGAGAUUUCUAAAUCCACAAAUCCAAAGCUCUCUUUGUUCUUUAUUUCCCUGGUCCCUCACCUUUUAUUUUUCAGACUUGGAAUUGAAUCCAGGGCCUUCACAGUUUAUUUUUUAAUUUGAGACAGCAUUUCAGUAAGUUGCCGACAAUGGGCCAAAACUUACAGUCCUCCUGCCUUAGCUUCCCAGAGUGCUGGGAUUGCAGGUGUGCACUACCAUGCCUAGCCUUGGGACUAUUCCUAGUUUCUUAAAAUGCACAGUAACAACAGCUAAUAUAUAUUAAGUGUUUGAGUGUAUAACUUCACUUAGUUGCACAUACAAUCUUGUAAGACAUGUACAUUAAUAACAUUUAAAGACACUGAUCCACAGAGAGGUUAAGGGCUUUGUCAAAUAACACACAGCAGAGUGCUGAUUCCAAAACCCAUGUCCUUCCUCACUGUCUGAGCAGUUGUUAUGAUGGCUUCAAGAAACCUAGCAAAAAACAAAACCUUGUGGCCUAAAAUCAGACUGUGGCAUUUUCCUUGUGCAGACUCUGACUUUGGGCAUCAUAAAAGAGCGGGAAGUAGUUUGACAACCUCGUAUUCCGCAGGUCAGGGUUGGUCCCAUGGGUAGGUGAGGUGGAAACAGCAGAGCCGAGUGGGGAGCAGGAGAGAGAUCCCGGCCCUCACCUCUGCCUCCUCCAAGGCUGACUGCAGCUCCAGCUUCUCCACCUCCAGCUGCUUGCGGAUCUUCUCCAGCUCAUGGACGUUCUUUCCUCCUUCUCCCAGCUGCUCAGUCAGGUCUGAGAUCUCCUCUGUGGGUCAGAGAGCAGGAAAGCUCAAACAUCUGAAUUACUCCCGGCUCCUCACGGGGGCACUGCCCCUCGGCCCCUCUGAGCCCGUGGGCCAGCUCACCCUGAAGGUUCUUGUUCUCCCGCUUGAAGGUCUCCAGGUGCUCCAGCGACUCCUCAUACGCGUUCUUGAGCUUGAAUAGCUCCGUGCUCAAGGAGCGCGCCUCUUUCUGGGAUGACUCCAGCUCUGACUGCGACUCCUCAUACUUCUGCUUCCACUCAGCCAGAAUCUGCAGGGGACACAGCUCAGUGUGCAGCCUAGGGGUCCCAGACCCCUCACCUGGGCUCAGUCCUUCUCCCCUGGCUGCCAGGAGGACAGCUCUGGUUUCACACUGACUGUCUCCCUAGUGCCCUCUGCCCAAUGCUGGCUGCCAUCCUGGCCCACUGCCUACCUUAUCGAAGUUCCUCUGCUUCUUGUCCAGGGCUGCGGCAGCGGCAUUGGAACGCUCCACGUCUACCAUCAGGUCCUCGAUCUCGUUCUGCAGCCGGUGCUUGGUCUUCUCCAGUGAUGAGCACUUGGCGUUGACGGCCUCCACGGCCUCCUCGGCAUCCUGUAGUCGCUGGGCCAGCUUCUUCCUGCCCAAGGGAAUGUGUAUGACUCUACUUGGGAACAGUGGGGCCCUGGGACCCUUCCUCCCCUGUACUGCCACUGAAGACUCAGCCCCUUUCUAUAGCUGCUAGGAUAAUGAAACCUCAGUUUCCAAGGAGCCAAGGCCGCUGGUGCCUAGAAUAGAGGUCACCAAAACAACUGCCUCCAGAUACACAGUGCAUCCAUCUGGUUGGCAGCACCUCCCAUUCCCACCCUAGGCUGAUCGAUGAGUGCUCCUCUGACCAACAAGCUUUUUGCUCGUCUUAUACGUGAGCAUUAGGUAUAACCCGGGCCAAAAGCUCGCCCGUCACAGGAAGUGGGUCAGGGCCAGCCAGAGUUUAUAGACUGUAGGAUCCAGGGUUUCUCUCCAGAACUUCUGUUCUCUAUUCUUCUAUCUCUCCCACUGUAGUCCUGUUUCCUAUAGCCACUCUGACUGUCCCCAUCCCUCAUCCUCUUGCUCCUUCCUCUCUGAGAAUCAGGAUGGGGACCUCCGGAGCUCACUUGGCCUCCUCCAACUCCUCGGUGCGCUGGAUGGCGUCCGUCUCAUACUUGGUCCUCCACUGGGCCACCUCUGAGUUGGCCUUGGACAGCACACGCUGCAGCUCAGCCUUGGCCUCCAUCUCCUCCUCAUACUGCUCCCGCAGCAGGUCACAGUCAUGCCGAGCUGACUGCAGUGCGUGGGCCAGGGCGUUCUUGGCCUGGAAAAAGGGAAGUACCAGGAGUUAGGAGGGAAUUCCUGUCUCUUGUUCUCAAACUCGCCUGCUCAAGCGAUCCUCCCUCUUCAGUCUCUGCAUGUCUGGGACCGCAGGUGUGCAUCACUGUGGUUGGUUUUCUUCCUGCAACAUUCUCUAGAUUCUUCUAUUUGUUUACUUCAAGGGAGCCCCAGCCUCAGCUUGUGAGCUGAGGUGAAACCUCAGUCUUUGGAUCCUUGGUGUACCCACCCCACUCCUUUACAAAUAAGAAACAUUAAGUGAUUCUGGCUGUUGCUUAGCUGGAAGACAGAAUCCUGACUGGAGGCCUUUCAGUUACAGGUCUGUUUCUGGAGUUGAGACUCACUUUCUGGGCUUCCAUCAAACCUGUCCACUGGCCCCCACUGAGCUUUACCUUGCCUUCCUCCUCCAGCUGCCUCUUGAGGUCCUCCAGCUGCUGAUUGUAGGACAGCUUGCCUCGGGUCAGCUGUGAAAUCAGUGCCUCUUUUUCCUCUAGUUGCCGGAUCAACUCUCCUAGAGCAGAAUAAAGGGUUUGUGACACACGCAAGGGGGCAGCCAAUGUCCUACUCAGGCCGGGGCAGGGCUCGCCAGGGCACUCACCGUUUUCGGUCUGCAGUUUGGCUCGCUGAGUGGUGAAGUCACUGAGGGAGCGCUGGGCCUCAUCUAGCUUCACACGGUACUCGUUGGCCUGGUCCUCCAGCGUCCGAGACAUUUUCUCCAGGUUUGCCUUUGGACAGCAGUGGACACAGGGAAGGUAAACGUGGGAAGGCCUGGCGUACACAGUGACCAGUUCCCCCAGAGAGAGGAAGGAAAUGAGGGUCAAGGGUGCAGGAGGGCGGUGACCCAGGCAUUGUGUGUGAGUGUGUGUGGGGUGGGGGGCUCUCAGUCUGAAGAAGGUUCUUGUAGAGGAGGAGGAAGGUGGGAAGACAGGUGUGGGUAAACAUCAGAGAGGGGCAGGAAGAGAAGACAGAAAGGAGGAAGGGAGUGAGAACCACAAGACAGGUGGCAGAGAGAGAAACAAAGGAAGGCAUGGCUGUGAGGAACAGAGGUGAGGCGAGGCCGACAGGGCCCACCUUGGCCUUGAUGAUCUGCUCCAUGUUGGAGGUGACAUCAUCCAGCUCCAGCUUGAACUCGCUCUUCUCCUUCUCCAGCUUCUGCUUGACCCGCUGCAAGUUGUCGAUCUGCUCGCUCAGCUCGGCCACGCUGUCCGCGUGCUUCUUGCGCAGCGCCGCCGCCGUGGCCUCGUGCUGCAGCGUGGCCUCCUCCAGGUCGCGCCGCAUCUUCUGGAACUCGGCCUCGCGCUUCUUGUUCAUCUCGAUCUGCACGGAAGUGGCCCCGCCGGCCUCCUCCAGCCUCUCGCUGAUCUCCUCCAGCUCUCGGGACAGGUCUGAGCGCAGCUUCUCGACCUUGGCGCGGGCAGUGCGCUCAGCCUCCAGCUCCUCCUCCAGCUCCUCGAUGCGGGCCUAGGCAGGGACACAGGGGCUCAGACUCGCGCUGGAUCCCUCCAUGGAAGCCCCUGACUCUGGACUCUAAAAUACUCUCAAGUACUCAAGUCCCUAUCAAGCAGCGGUUCUCAAAUAGGGUCAGUGUUGUGUCCCGGGAUUCCCCGGUUGACUAUGUCUGGGGAACUUUUAAAUUGGCAUAACUUGGAUGUGAGAGUGCUACUGGCAUCUAGUAAGUCAAGGCCAAAGGAUGCUGCUAGAUACCCUGUAACUGCUAGCUACCCUGCACUGGCCAUCAACAGGAAUUUGGUUAACAGCAAACUGUUGAGACUCAGCCUGAGCAUUUGCAGCCCUGAAUCCUGAGAGUCUAUGUUCUGAAGGGCGUCCUGAGAUCUUCUGGUAUCAUAACUGUCAGGGUCCACAGAUUUACCUGACUCUGCUCUGCUCACCAUAAGACAAGACAGUAGGUGCUUAAAUUUUUACAAAUAUUUGCAAUAAUAUGCUUAGUAAUUUCUUUGUUAAUCAUAAAGUUGAUCAUAGUUUUCUUUCUUCAGAAUUUACUUAUUUAUUCCCAGGGCUGAAUUCUAGCUUGACUGCUUCCUUCCAGGCCAAUAAAGGUGACCUCUCCUUUGUUAUGCCCCUA
Molecule: messenger RNA, 12276 nt
Organism: Cavia porcellus (domestic guinea pig)
Lineage: Eukaryota; Metazoa; Chordata; Mammalia; Rodentia; Caviidae
Gene: Cmtm5
Product: CKLF like MARVEL transmembrane domain containing 5
Exons: 5
Coding region: 365-835 (156 amino acids)
Cellular component (GO): membrane
Source: RefSeq, a predicted model, not a curated record